Messenger RNA from Pocillopora damicornis (cauliflower coral), 959 nucleotides. RefSeq lists its product as uncharacterized. NCBI's taxonomy places the organism in Eukaryota, Metazoa, Cnidaria, Anthozoa, Scleractinia, Pocilloporidae. The record is from RefSeq and is a predicted model, not a curated record.
GUGCCUUACCCCACCGCAAUCUUUAUCAGCACGGUUGCUUCAUUUGUGACGUCACAAACGAUAGCGCGUGUAAACGUCGGCUACUCAAAAGUCCUGCAAAAUGUAUAUGUAGAGGCUUAAGCGGCUGCUUUGACUACUACUUCAUUUGAUCACUCGAAAUAUACUGGUCAAAACUGACGAUCAACUUGUCUCAAACUACUGAAAUGUCGUUCAUUACGAUUCACUUUGGAGACAACCAGAAAUUAUUUUUCAACCUCCUCUGUCCAACUGUCAUUUUAUAUAAAAACAUCAAACUGAGAUGCGGGUGCGAAAAACAAGCUGUUAUAGACAUCGCGGAUGAAAAUGGUUCUCUGAAAACCAUUUAUGAAAGACCACCGGAUCAAUAUGCGUCCCAAUAUCUUCAAGGGAGGGCAAACUUUGUGUUACUAAAAGUUUUAAAAAAGAUUGAUGCCAUCAGUGGAAAGGAAGUUUCUUCAUUUGAGCCACUUUUGAAUAAUGUGACAGAAGUGUAUCCUGAUUUGAUGGCUAAAGUGCACAAUUACAGAAUCAACCCAGAUGUAGGUCUUCCAAUUCAAAGCUUUAAUCAGAUUCCUCUCAUGAAAAGUUCCCAACAAGCAAGAUCCAAGUCUACUGCCAGAGGAUUAGGAGGACCAAGCAUAUCGCCAAGAUCUCCAGCAAGCCGUGCAGGAUCAGUUGGUGGUGUUGGGUUACCAAGUGUUACCAAAAUUAAGAGCUCUGUUAGGGUAUCAAAGUAGGCUUACUAAAUCAGCUUUAAACUGGGUUUUAUUAAGAUGAGAACAAAACCUAUUCCAAAGUUACAAAACUCUAUUUCAGAGGAUCUAAGAGUAAAAAUGCACAACUUAGGGCAUUGACAGCUUUUUCACCCAUGAGGAAAUUUGUUUCUUCAGAAUAGCAGUUUUAUACACCCUUUCUUCUUCAUUACAUUUCAAAAAAAGGGG